AUGGAACAGGGAGCGACAAGCGGUCGAUCAACAUGCUCUAUAUAUAACAAAGAAAGAGUCGUAUAUAAAUGUGGAGGAUGCUCACAAGAUUGUUGUUUCGAUCAUUUAGCGAAACAUCGUCAAACACUUAGUAAGCAAUUGAAUGAAAUUGAAAAUGGUCGCGACCAGUUUCACCAAACACUUGUUGAACAAAAGAAAAUUCCAAGAAUACUUCCAUUAAUACAGGAAGUUGAUAAAUGGGAGGAAGACUCCAUUAAGAAAAUUAAACAAACAGCAGAGGAGUGUAGACAAAUAUUAAUUGAACAUCAGAAUAAACAUUUUAUCGAAAUAGAAAAGGAAUUAUCUCAAUUAACUGAACAGCUAAAAAAAAUUCGUCAAGAAAAUGAAUUUAAUGAAAUUGACUUAGACAGAAUUAAAACAAAAUUAACAAAACUAAAAGAAAAACUUAGUCAACUACCAAAUAUUAAGCUUCAACAAAAUUCUGCUUUACUUAUUAAAAAACUUUCCACUGUUGUGUCAUCUGAAACCCAUGAAGAACAUAAAUUUAAUAAAAAUGAUCUAAAUCAAAUUCAAACAAAAUGUGAAAAAGAACUUGAUCAGCUGCCAAACAUUUCAAAUUCGAAUGAUUCUACAUCCGUUGUAGAUAAGAGUUCAAUCAAUGUAUCAUCUGCAUAUGGCAAUAAGGCUAAGACUUAUCACAGAAAUCAAGAAUGUUCUGACUCGCGAAAUGAAAAUCGUAAUGGGGGUUGCGACAACGGCGAUAAGAGCCGUAGUGGUGAUAGUUCAAUUGGUGACGCUGGCAGUCUUGAUUUUGUGAUGUCUGCGAAUCAUUGUAUUUCAUCAAUGCCUCUCAGAUUUUGCAAUCCGAGAAAUCAGCAUAAAGAUAACGACAACAGGGACACAGAAGCUAAUUUUAGUGGUUGGCAAGGUGAUGCAGAAAUCAAUUCAACGAUCCGUGUUGAUUUCAAUACUGUUGGUAUUGGAUUUCGAGGUGGUCAAGUCGUACGUAGAAGGCGAGUCAAUUCUGCUGUUCAUGGUAAGACAAGAUCAAAUAAAUAUGAAACAGUUGCUUGUGUUUGUCUUGUAGAUAAUCAUCGUAGUGAUGACUGUGACAGUGGUGGAAACUAUGACGAUUUUAGUUUUUUCAGAGGUCGCGGUAGAGGUAAGUCUGGUGGUAGUGGUCAUCGCGGUAGAUUUAGAACACGCGACAGCGUCACUCCUGGUAGACUUAAUUCAGGUAGUGGCGAUUGUAAUGUUAAUUCAGUGUCAUCGGCCAUCGGUGACAGUUCAUCAAUGUCUGUCAGGUUGCAUAAUUCAAGAGAUCAACAUGGAGAUGAUGAAAGUGAUGCAAAAUCGAGUAUUCGUGGUUCACAAGAUGGCGCAGGAAGUAAAACAGCUAAUGAUAAUGAUUUCAACGAGUCAGCUAGAAGUACAACAUGCAUUAAAACAAACAUCCAUGGUGGCUUUAAUACUAGUCGUAUUAGAUUUCGAGGUGGUCGAGGCAUGUGCGGAGGACGAUUCAGUUCAGUUGCUCAUGGUAAGAUACGUUUAUAUAAAUAUGGAAAAUUGGGUUGCCUUUGUCUUGUAGAUAAUCGUGGUCGUGAUGGCGGCGGCAACACUGGUGGUCGUGCGUGUGGUCAACUUAGUAAACGUUAUGUUCCACCACUUCCACCAACAAUUGAAGAUGGUAUACUUGGUGAAGCAGUUACUAAGGACGCAAAUUUUGGAAAAUAUCAUCAAACACACGUUCAGUACAAAGUAAAACCAAUCAAAUUAUAUGAAGAAGCUAAUCGUGGUACACAAGUUUUAUCAAAUAUUCGUCGUGCUCAUUUUGAAGAACUAACAGCUAUUCAACUUUAUACAAUACCUUGUAUACGACAGCAAAAUGAUAUAAUGGCUUGUGCUCAAACUGGAUCUGGUAAAACAGCUGCUUUUCUCUUACCAAUCAUUUCAAAUUUGCUUGAAUAUCAUGCUGAUAAGUUAUCUGAAAAACUUCAUCCAUCAUCACCACUUUGUCUUAUUGUUUCACCUACACGUGAACUUGCUCUACAAACAGAACGUGAAGCAAGAAAAUUUGCAUAUCAAACCGCUGUUAUACCUUGCUCUGCUGUUGGUGGUCAUGAUAUGUAUGCUGUAUCAGAUCGUCUCCGAGAAGGUUGUCAUAUUCUAUCAGCUAUUACCGGUCGUCUCAAAGAUAUGGUUGAAAAAGGCCGAGUCUCAUUGAGAAAAGUUAAAUAUUUCGUUCUUGAUGAAGCCGAUCGAAUGUUAGACACAGGUUUUGAACCUGAUAUACGUAAAUUAGAAGAUCUUGGUUUACCACUAAAAGAUGAACGUUUUACAUCCAUGUUUUCUGCAACAUUUUCUAAUGAAGUACAACAAUUAGCUCAACAUUUUCUACGUGAAAAUUAUGUAUUUCUUGCUGUUGGUAUACCUGUUGGUGCUAAUGAAGAUAUAGCACAAACAAUUGAAGAAGUACCACAUUCAAGAAAAAAGGAUCGUCUUUUUCAACUACUCGAAGAAAAUAUCGAAUUUGAACGUUGUUUAAUAUUCGUUGAAACAAAACGAUCAGCUGAUUAUAUAGGUGCAUUACUUUCACAAAGACAAUUCAUGACUACAACAAUGCAUAGUGAUCGAACACAACGACAACGAAGUAAAGCUAUAGAACAAUUUACAAGUAGAAAAUGUUCAAUACUCGUUGCAACAACAGUUGCUGCUUGUGGUUUAGAUUUUCCAUUAAUUGGUAAUGUUGUUAAUUAUGAUUUACCAGAUACAAAUGACUUUCAUAUUCAUCGUAUUGGUCGAACAGGUGAAAUUAAUCGAGAUUCUGAUAGAAAAAUCGCUCCUGAACUUGUAUUAAAAUUAAACGAAGCUGGUCAAACAGUACCUGAAUUUCUUAGAAAAUAUGUUGAUGAUGCCAAUGUUGGAUUUUAUAAUGAUGGUCAAGGUUCACGAAAUACUGAUAUGAGAUCUGAAUGUAAUAAUUUUGGUAGCCGAAAUCAAGCAAGUGGUCCUACUGGUGGUACAACUUCUGCUGCUGCAACUAAUGAAACUUGUGAUUAA
Messenger RNA from Rotaria sp. Silwood2, 3060 nucleotides. NCBI's taxonomy places the organism in Eukaryota, Metazoa, Rotifera, Eurotatoria, Philodinida, Philodinidae. The record is from the annotation of a GenBank genome assembly.